Brassica napus (rape) is the source of this 5990-nucleotide messenger RNA. RefSeq names its product CASP-like protein 5B1. The transcript is spliced from 3 exons. Bases 3289 to 4227 code for a protein of 312 amino acids. Gene Ontology annotation, molecular function: nucleic acid binding; RNA-DNA hybrid ribonuclease activity. The record is from RefSeq and is a predicted model, not a curated record. Lineage: Eukaryota; Viridiplantae; Streptophyta; Magnoliopsida; Brassicales; Brassicaceae. Gene Ontology annotation, cellular component: membrane.
AACUUUGUCCUAGGGUUAAACCCUAAACCCGUUCCAAGGUUAGGGUUAAACCCUAAACCCUUUCCAUGGUUAGGGCUAAACCCUGCCGAGGGUUAGGUUUAAACCCUAAACCCUAUCAUGCCAUUGGGCUAAACCCUAAACCAUGCCCUAGGGCUAAACCCUAAACCCUGCCCUAGGGCUAGGGUUAAACUCCAAACCCUGUCCUAGGGUUAAACCCUAAACCCUUUCCAAGGUUAGGGUUAAACCCUAAACCCUUUCCAUGGUUAGGGCUAAACCGUAAACCCUGUCCUAGGGCUAAACCCUAAACCAUGUCCUAGGGUUAAACCCUAAACCCUGUCGAGGGUUAAACCCUAAACCCUGUCCUAGGGCUAAACCCUGCCCUAGAGUUAAACUCUAAACACUGCCUAGGGAUAAGCCCUAAACCAUGUAUGAGGGCUAAACCCUAAACCCUGCAUAUGGCUAAACCCUAAACCUUGCCCUAGGGCUAAACCCUAAACCCUGCCCUAAGGCUAAAUCAUAAACCCUACCGAGGGUCAGGGUUAAACCUUAAACCCUGCCCUGCCCUAGGGCAAAACCCUAAACUAUGCCCUAGGGCAGCCUAGGACUAAACCCUAAACCCUGCCCUAGGGCUAGGGUUAAACCCCAAACUCUGUUCUAGGGUUAAACCUUAAACCCUCUCGAGGGUUAGGGUUAAACCCUAAACUCUAAACCCUAAACCCUGCCCUAGGGCUAAACCUUAAACCCUGCCCUAGGGCUAGGGUUAAACCCUAAAUCCUGUCCUAGGGUUAAACCCUAAACCCUGUUGUCGGUUAGGGUUAAACCCUAAACCCUGCCCUAGGGCUAAACUAAACUCUGCAUAGGGUUAAACCCUAAACCCUCUCUUGGGCUAAACCCUAAACCCUCUCUGAGGGUUAAACCCUAAAUCCUCUCCUAGGGUUAAACCCUAAACUCUGCCUAAGAUUAAACCUUUAAACUCUACCUACUUAAAACAAAUAAUUAUUAAAAUUAAAACAAUGUAGAUGAAGCAAUGAUCAAGUUCAGCUAAUAUUUGUUUGGAUUCAACCAAAACAUUCUUAGAAAGAUUUUUUAUUAUAUCUGCCAAAAUUUGUGUAUCAAUAGGUCAAGUAGAUGAUGUUAUAUAUGGUUUACGAUAAGAAAUUUUUUUUAGAAAGAUUUUUUUAUCUAUUACCUUAGAAGGUGAAUUUAUUUUGAAAAAUAUAUUAUGCAAAUCAAUAAUAAUCAAUAACGAUCUAUACAAACUAGUACAAAAUAUUUGACUGAAAUUUUAUAAAAUAUCUGUUAAAUCUAUUGUAAAAAACUGUCAGCUUUACUAAACAGGAACGUCUCUGUGUAGACACGUGACAAAAGGCAAAAAGACAAAAUGAAUAGAUUUCGUGCGUCAGAGUUGCGUCACUGUUUCUUCAAUUUAUCGUUGGCUUGAAGUUAAGGGAAACAUAAUUGUUCCUCCAAACAGAGUAAACAAUGAUUGGUAGAUAAAGAAAUUGUGGUAGAUACACUUUCUUUACAAAAUUCAAAGCUCGAAGAAAAGUUUUCUUUUUUAAUGGUGGUGGUGGCUCUGCUCUUAACUAUGGUUUCCGUAGAGGGUUUAUGAUCUUAAGUGGAAGUUUCCUGAAUAACACCGACAGAUUUUGGAAUCUGACUUUCUGGGUAUUUGAGACUUCCUAGAAGAGAAGAUGGGUUUAAGGUUUUUAUGAUCGGUUUUGUGGGAAUUAUUAUCCAGAUAGAAAGAGUCUAGGUUUUGGUUUGUUGAGUUAUAUAGCUUUGUGGUCAAUGAAGAAGAUGAUUGGGAGUCCAGGAACAAUGAGUGGGCUGAUAUUGAGGUUAGGGCAGUGUGCGACUGCUGCUGCUUCCAUCGGUGUUAUGGUCUCUGCUCCUGGCUUCUCUAGCUACACUGCUUUCUGGUCGUAUCUGUGCUUGGUUUGCUCAUUUGAAGAUACAGCCGACAAAACUGGGUAUGUGUUUUGUCUGAUAUUUUUUUUGGCUUAUGGGGUUUCAGCUUCUUAGUUGCAUCUAUGGGUCUUCAAAUGAUUUGGAGCUUUGGACUUGCGUGUCUUGACGUAUAUGCCAUAAGGCGAAGAAGCGACUUACAAAGCCCCAUCCUACUAAGCCUCUUCGCAGUUGGUGAUUGGGUACUAACUUCUGGUGGUCACGGCACUUCUCUCCCUUGCGGCUGCGUGUUCAUCUGGAGGAGUUACGGUUUUAUUCACAAAAGACACAUUAUUUUGCAAGCAGGCCUCCCUCUCUUGCAAUUGGUUUCAGAUUUCUGUCGGUUUAGCUUACUUCAAUUGGGGUUUAGCUGCUAUAUCGUCUCAUGCAAUGUUUUGGAUCUUGAUAUGACAAACACACCCACCUCCUUCACUUUUACAAAUAUCCAUUUAUAUGAAUCGUUUUUCUUUUGUCUAACUCAUAACCGGAAACGAGGGCAAGUGUUCAAAGUCAUUUUUGGUGAAUUCAUAACACAACUGAGUCUCAGUAGUGUAUGAUUUUUAUCAUUGGAGUUUUGUACACACUAUCCAACCGUUCAAUUCAAAUAUUCUAACUUGUAUACUUAUUUCAUGUCUUCAAGUCAACAUAAGCUUUUCUUUUAAUCUUACUUGUGGCGAAAAAUAGUUAUAGUGUUUGUACAAAUCUUUCAAUCUCAGGAAACAGUAAUCGAGCUACAAAUAGAGCUUAUAUGAUAAGUACAGAGUUACUUUAUGGAAAGAAAAAAAUACAGUGAAAAUGGUGACAAGAGAUGUAGCAAGCAAAACUCCGGUUUCUAUUAGUCUUGUUAACAAUCACCAUCCUGGGGAGUUAUUUGGGCUGGAUGCUACAACGUGUGAAAGCAUUUUAGUGCUAAGAAAUCAAUUAUUGGAAAUUCAACAUGCAUCAAAAAUAAAUUUAUAAAAGCUAGCUUCACUUUACAAUGCAUACAGUAUAAUUAAUUAGAUUUGUAUAAAGCUGAUUAUAAAAAAUAAAAUAAUAAGCUCUUUUUUUUUGUGCACCAGAAUAAAACAAUAAGUAGAAUAAUUUUUUUUCCAAAAAAAAACAGAAUAAAACGGCUGAAGUUUAAAAAAAACAGAAUAAAAUAAUAAGCUCUUCUUUUUGUGCACCAGAAUAAAACAAUAAGCAGAAUAAUUUUUUUUCCCAAAAAUUGAUUUCAUCCUCCCUGCACACAGAGAACAAAUCCUGAAGUUAAAACCUAGCACGAGGAGAAUCCCAGAUGAGUUGGUGUGGUUGAAAAAUAGUAAUGGAGAAUACUCUACAAGAUCAGGGUACCUGACAGUGAUGGAGGAGAAGAACAGAGCCCUCCCAGCUAACUCAAUUGCCGACAGUGAUUGGCUCUCAAAUGUCUGGAACAUUAAAACGGCUGAGAAGAUCAAAGUAUUCCUUUGGAAAUCCCUACACGACGCUCUACCGGUAGGAGAACAAUUUGGCAUCAGAAACAUUCAUGUCUCGACUCUAUGCGCACGAUGUAAUGCAGAAGAGACAGUAUCGCACCUGCUCUUUACUUGCCCCUUUGCGGUAUCAGUCUGGAAACUAGCACCAUUCCCACAGGUAAUCAACUCAGCGGUAUUCAACUCUACCCUGGAAGGAUGGGAACACGUCAAAAAGAUCCACACUCUCCCUCCGAUAGGUCUGGGUCUGGGGACCCUAGCGGCUUGGAUCGUUUGGUCACUAUGGAUCGCAAGGAACCAGCUACUCUUUGAAAAACGAAAAUUCACGCCGGAGGAAACAAUCAGCAAAGCGAUCUCAGGUGCCAGAGAAUGGAUACUGUCACAACCUCCUAAAUCACCAGCUAUCAUGAACCCCUUGAUCAGACCGGAACCAACUCCUAAUUACUCAGCUCGCUGCUCGAUCUACACUGAUGCAGCGUGGAACUCGACAACAGGCUGUGCAGGACUUGGUUGGAUCAUUGAUGAUCGGAAUUCAUCGUCUCAACAUACAGCGACCUCGACGUUCGUCUCGUCGCCCCUCAUGGCAGAAACUUUGGCUGUCUCCACGGCCAUGACCUUUGCUCUACUUCACGGAAUUGAUUUCAUCUCGCUCUUCUCAGAUUCACAAAUAUUGAUUAAAACUCUGAACCGACAGGAGAAGAACCUUUGUGAUAUCUACCACCUAUUUCUCUCAUUUAAGUCAGUUAAAUUUGUCUUUAUCCCUAGAGCAGCUAAUGUUAGAGCUGACUCUAUUGCCAAACAGGCCUUAUGGGUCUUAAACCAAAGUUAAAUCAUGAAUGAAUUCAGUUUGCACAAAAAAAAAAAAAAAAAGCUUAAUUCUUACAAUGUGUUUGUUCUUAUUCUCAUCACCUAACACGAUCCAAAAACAAUUAUUAGUCGUGGCUUUUCAAGUGAAAGAGCCAAUUAUAUCUGCUUUUUUUUUUUGCUAAAAAGCCUAAAAUCCAAUUAUAUCAUCUGCUCUGAAGCCAAAGAUGGAUAAACAUAUAAUUUCCACUGUACCAAACUCUUUCUAAAACGCUUUCAAAUUUAUUGAUUAGGCCUUAGAGCAUGUGAGUUUCUCAAUAAAUCGCUUAUCAAUUUAAAAAGAAACAAAACAGAGGGUGUGAUAUUUGUGAGAAAUUUUCUAAAUAUUUGAUAAUAUUUGAAUGGUUGAUAAUUUUAAGAGUUAAUUAGUCACUGAGCUAAAUAGAAUAAAAAUGGCGUAUAUGGAGCACAAAUACACUAAAAUAUAUUGUUAAAAACUUUAUAAAUCUUUUAUCAAUACUGAUAUUCUUAAAUUUGAACUGCUUUUCAGACUGCGUCCAAGUCUUCGUGGAUUUGCAAAUAAAGUAGUAUGUCGUUAUCCAAUGUUGGAUUUGUUUUUUGGUUUUAGCCAUGUUGGAGUUGAAAAAUAGAAUACGAGACCGGUUAAAUAAUUGAUCCAAAUUGUACCUAUAAAAAAAUUGGGGAGUUUGACCUGAAUAGGGAAAUUUUAAAUGCAUUUUUAUAUUUUUGUGGAGCUGAAUAAUUUAUCCCCUCUUUAAAAAUGAACUACUCAUUAAAACUACAAUAUUUUCCUUUGGGGAGAAAUAAUAUUAAAAUUCUUAACAUUUACACCAAAAAAAAAAUAAUAAUAAUAUUAAAAUUAGUUUUUUUUGGUUAGGAAUGACAAAGAGUAUCAUGGUUUUGAGGAUUAAUCGUUAGUUAUGUAAAUAAACAAAUUAGUGAUAAAGCUUAAGAUUGCUUGCGAACUUCAAAGCCUCAAAAGGUUUGCUUCAUGGAAAUUGAGACUUUCCUUUCACAUCUUUUCUUUCGUUCUCGUAAAUAUAUAUUUGUUUGUCUAUUCUCCUCAACGAUACAUAUCCUCUAAGGCUCUAUUACCGUCACGAGUAACUAUGCGUGGCAGCAUACCCAUCGCGUCACGUCAUUAUCCCUACCCAUUUCUUUCUUAUAUAUUAUACCAAUCCUCCAUCAAAGCUUAGAAAUCUCACAAGACAAAAAGAAAAAGAUUUUGAUUUUUUACAGUGAAACAAAUGGAAGGUUUGAUUCCGUUCUUGUACAAAGCCUUUGUUAUGUAUAAAAGAGAAAGACGUUUCUCGUCAGUUUUGUUCAGCGAUCAUCACUCUUCUCGUACCGCCGGUUAUUACACGCGACUUCUCGAGGAUUUCUCCGCUAGUUCUAGACCGUCAGAUCUCAGGCGAUUGGGACCAGACCGUCUUGGAAUGUUGGAAACGAAGUCGUCUCCCACUUGCUAGGGACAACACCAAGUUUCUUUCUGCAUGAAUGAUUAUAUAUUAUAUUUGCGCAUACAUAUUGGUUUGCAUGGCAUUGUGUUAAUUGUAUACUGCCUGUUAUUAUAUUUGUAAGUAAAAUUAUAUUUUGUUAAAACCAUCAAAACUAUGGUAAACUAUACGAAUUCCUAAAGUGAAUGUAUACUGGAUGAAUUUAUGUACAAAUUAAUUCCUCUGGAUAUGUGUAAAAUCAAAACAAGGACCAUAACAUAACUAGGAUGUAUAUAGUUUCUCUUCAAAAUAUUUGAUUUUCUUUUGUCAA